GGGAGAGAGAGGCUAGGAGGGAAGACAAGAGCAUCCCCCCAUCUCCCAAGUCAAUGCAUGUUGCGGUGAGCCCGGCAAAGCAGCCCUCACGGUGGAGUCGGCCGGGGCUGCGCGCUCCCAAAAUAUGACCAGGGGCGCCGGGACGUGCAGCCGGCACUACGACCACGGCUCCGACCUCUGCUUCGCGCCCCGGGAGCACGACAAACCCUUCGCCGACUCGGAGAGGGCUCAGAAAUGGCGCCUGUCCCUGGCCUCGCUCCUCUUCUUCACCGUCCUGCUCUCUGAUCACUUGUGGGUCUGCGCCGAGGCCAAGCUGGCCAGGACCCGGGACAAGGGGCGGCCGCGGCGCGGAGCCGCGCCGGAGCCCCUGGCUGGCAUGGGGGAGCCCUCGCCCGCAGCCCGGAGCCUCCUCUCGCCCAGCCUCCCUCCCUCCCCCAGCAGCAGCAGCAGCAGCAGCAGCAGCAGAGGCCAGAGCCGCCACCCCCCCCGCAGCGACCAGGCUAUUUUUCUAGGAAACUCCACCAACCCCUUGUGGCGCCUGGAGACCUGCUACCCUCGGAGCUCCCCGCCUGCCCAGUGCUUCAGCGUGGGGGACGCGGAGUCCGCGUGCAGGAGGCCGCCGGGUCCGGGCCAGCAGCAGCAGCAGGUGCCUGGGGCUGGCAAAGCUCCUGGCUGGAACUUGACGGAUUUUUACCUUUCCUUUUGUAAUGCUUACACCCUCUGGGACUUGUUCGCCGGGCCGUCCAACCCGGACACUUUGAACUGCAGCCUGGACGCGGUGCUGGAGGAGGAGGGCUCCUGCAGCCAGUGCGUCCAGGCUUACCAACGCUACGACCAGCACGCUCAGGAGAAAUACGAAGAGUUUGAGGUUAUGCUCCAGAAAUAUUUGCAAUCGGAUGAAUACUCGGUGAAAUCGUGUCCUGAGGAUUGUAAGACUGUCUACAAAGCCUGGCUCUGUUCCCAGUAUUUUGAAGUCACACAGUUUCACUGCAGCAACAGAAUUCCUUGCAAGCAAUACUGUUUGGAGGUUCAGACAAGGUGUCCAUUUAUAUUACCAGACAAUGAUGAUGUCAUCUAUGGAGGACUAUCAAGUUUCAUCUGUACAGGGCUCUAUGAAAACUAUCCAACCAAUGCAGAACCAGAAUGCUGUGAUGUCAGAUGGGGACUAUUAUCAGAUCACCAAUCCAAAGGGACUAUAAAAUCAAGUGACUCAACGAUGUGUCACAGGACAUCGCUCACAGUUUCAUCAGCAUCAAGACUGUGUAAUAGCAGACUUAAACUGUGUGUUCUUGUAUUAAUUCUCUUACAUACAGUACUUACAGUCUCAGCAGCACAGAACUCAACAGGACUGGGCUUUGGAGGCAUAACAACUAUGGACGAUAAUUCAACUAAUGAAGAAUAAAAGAAAGGAUUCAUAAAAUGUGAUAGACAUACAAGAGGCCCAAAUGUACUACAGUCAAAUAUAACAGAGACUGGGUGCUUUUACCCUCAGAUCACUUCUUGAAAGGCCUUCUGGGUAAAAUUAAAAGGAUGGGCCACAAUCCAAACAAGGACACAUGAACACAGCUUUUUAUUGACUAAAAGGCUGUAUGGUGACUUAAAUUUCUCACACCAUUUUAUACACUGUGUUUUAAUGUUUGGAGUUUCUUUUUUGUUUGUUUUUGCACUUGUUAAUACAGGAUUUUAUUUUUGGGAUGGUUUCUCAAAGCUAAACUAAGUCUUUUCACUGUCGAUAUAUUUCUAGUCAUUGUGUGUGUUCAUCUGAUAGUUCUGUCUUUUAUGUCCUGUCAGUUUCUAUUAGAGGAAUGACUGCUAUGAUUCCAUGACAUAGCUAAAAAACAACAAAAAAACAACAAAAAAACCCAACAAAAAACCACAAAAAAAUAAUACCUUACUGUCCUUUUACCCAUGGAAACCAUUCUUCUCCUCCUCCCUUUCCCAUCUCCUGUUAGCAGACAACAUCCACUUGCUUCUGUCUGUGUAAUCACAAUGAAUGGGUACACCUAAUUCCGGUGUACCUCUGCCACUGUUGCACAAACCAGCUGACUGAGCAAACCCAAAGGGAGCAUGAUGGGGGUUCCUUUUAGCUGAACAAACAAGUGCUCUCCUUAUAAGGUGGGAUCAGACAGUUAACAAAUUUUUAUGUAAAGAUAUAUAUAACAAACUGUUAUUCCAAAUCCCAUUUCCAAAAAGUCCAGUCCUUUCUCGCUGGUCAGUUGAACAGGAGCAGCCUUUUCAGAUGCAGUAUGUGAAACUAGUUAAGCUCAGCGAGUUAAUAGUCAGGAAACCUUCACAUUGGAGGUUAAAGAUUGGCAUUCAUUGUGAAUUACGUUUUGAGUUCCACUGAAGUCACGUAACCAGCAAAUAUCCACAACAUAUGGGAACAAAGGUUUUCAGGAAAAACAAAUCUUUUUUGUUCUAAUGAAGCUACAGUAGAAGCACUUGACCACCAACAAUACAAAAUGCGUGUACAAUUUUGAAUCUAUUGUUUUUCUAAUAGCUAUAUGCUGUUGAAAGCUAUUCCAGUUAUUAAGGGUGCAGUGUGUUAUGUUAGCACAGCUAAAGAAUCUGCUUUUUUAAUAAAUAAAUCAAGCAUUUUCAUAAAUGUGCAAUAAAACAGCAAAGAAUAUAAUAGGAUAUUGGUAGUCAAGGGAAAGGAUUGUAAACUGAUUGCCUUUUUUUUUCUUUUUUGUGUGGGAACAUUUCACCUGCUGAGUGUAUGAGAAUUUGCUUUUUAAAAAGGCUUUUUAGAGUUUACAGUAGAAUCAAUGGAAGGAAAAGUUAAUAAGGGCUGUUUUUAAAAACUUUACAUUCCUUCCUAUUCUCUAACUACACUUAGAAAGUGCACUUUAGAGAUGUUUGCUGUGUAGCUGGGAGAUGAAGGAAAACUAUAGGAAAUGUUCUCUUAGCAAAUACAAUUUAGUUAUAACUUUCUAGCUAUGAAAUACCCCUUGAUAAAUAUUUCUGUUAUAAGAGUAUUUAAUCACUGGUGCAUAGGUAUGUGUUUUUAUUCACAUUUUACAGUCUGUAAAAUACUGGAAAAAAAAUCUUACUGCUUAAGCAGUUCAAACUGCAUUUGUUAAGAUGUAAAAGCUCAAAUAUUUUGCAAAAACAUUUGUUUUGAUAGUGUUUUACUAUGACUGGGACUAAAGAUCCUAAGAUGAUCUGUGCAAAUACAAAAAAAGCACCAAAAUGCGAAAUUUUUCAGCUCUGGUUUGUUUCCAUAACUCUCCACCUUUCCCUUCCCCAAACAUAUGAUAUUCUGUUCAAUAAAACAUGGUGCUUUUUUUUUCUGUUAGAGGCACAUGUGUUAAUUACAUUGAACUGAUGCAAACUGUGGAAAAAUGUAGAAAUGUAAAUGAAAAAGCCUUAAUUAAUGGUAGAAUGUAGAUUAAAAAAGGAUGGGAAUAUUAUUGAAGUAGUGGAGCAAUAACUGGGCAUUGUUGUGGUAUUGAAUGAUAGAUUAUAAGUCACACUACUGAGAAAGCGCCUACUAGGUGAGCUCUUGUUCAACUGACCUCUUAAUUAUAUUAAGUGUAUAUGGUCAGUAAACAGUUUGUUAUAACCUUUAUCUACCUCUGCUGUGCAAAGGCCAUUCAACAUCCAUUUCUGUGAUGUUAUUCAUUUAUUUUUGUUCUCACUGUUACCCCUAGUCACCUAUUUUUACACCGCACCAAUAUAGUAGCAAGUCCUAUUCAUCCCAGUUAAACUGGCAUAUGAAGAAGAGUUACCAUUUCUGUUCACUCUACCCUAUUUUGCCUCAUGGUGACACCUAAUGUGGAGAACGAUCUUUAAGGAAUAUUGUUUUCUCUCUCACCAUGUCUCUCUUCUGCCUUUUCUCUUUCUCUUACUCUCUCACCACUUCUUCUCGACCCCAAUCCUUUUGCUUUUCUUUAAAGGUGUUUUCAAAUGGUGUCAGUGAAAAUUAUGACUUCUCCACUGCUUAACUACACUCAGUAACAUGUCAUACUAUAUAGGAGAAACACAGCUGAGGAAAAAACAGUGGUAACAUCAUCAAAUGCAUAAAAUAGCCAAAUUAAAGUUGGACAAAAUGAAGCAGGAAGCAAUUACAAAAUCUUAAUUAUUAAGUAUAAAAUGUAAUAAAAUACUCCCCCUACCCUCACCCUGAGUCAGUGCCUGCAGUUAAAUGGUCUGUGAAUUCUCUGACAUACUUUUGGUAUAUUUCCUUCAUUUAAGGAAAAAAAAAACCAUGUUCCUGGGAUUACUACUGCUAUGAUAUUUGUUACCAUUCCAACCAGGUACAUCAGCCCCAGGAGUGUGGUAUGCAGCUUCUUUUGGGGGCAGCUAGGAAAUCACAAGUAGACAAAGACUCUUUUAUGAAGUUAAAUAACACAUAAUCAUGUAUGAUGCAAAGUUUCAUUUCAUCCAUUCCUCAUUCGUAAUAGUUUUCCUGGCACAAACUUAAGCAUGCUUGAUAUUGUGCACAUAUUACUUUUUUGCCAAAAUAAAUUUGCAUCUUGCCACUGC
Messenger RNA from Gavialis gangeticus (Gharial), 4488 nucleotides. It is a transcript of the gene NALF1, whose product is annotated as family with sequence similarity 155 member A. The coding region runs from base 125 to 1402 and encodes 425 amino acids. The record is from RefSeq and is a predicted model, not a curated record. Gene Ontology annotation, biological process: calcium ion import across plasma membrane. Gene Ontology annotation, cellular component: plasma membrane. The transcript is spliced from 3 exons. Lineage: Eukaryota; Metazoa; Chordata; Crocodylia; Gavialidae. Gene Ontology annotation, molecular function: stretch-activated, monoatomic cation-selective, calcium channel activity.